AUGCACUUAAGGUGGACUACAGAACUGCUCGAGUGGAGACGCAGACAACAUAUAUUGGCACGCCAGAAGAACUACGCGGAGGCACAGAAGGUGAAAAAAAUAGCGGACCAACUGGAGGAAUCUGAACGAAACGCGACGACCGAAAACUGGGGCCUGUUUCUGGCGAGGAAAGAAGCGGCUUUUCGUGGCCAGCAGCAGUCGGAGCUGCAGGCGCUGCUCAAGAGAAUUGACGCCCGGCGCAAGGAGCAUAUCAAACAGAGGAACCUUGACAGCAAACGCCUGCUUCAGCGCAACCGGAACGUGCAGACCGUCCUCGAGUCCAAGCAGAACGUGGAGGGGCUCAAGUUGACGGAGGAGAUAAAGAAGAGCGUGAUGGGAACAAUACCGGGCCUGACGGCCUCCAUGCCACCGGACCCUUCUCAGAAAAUCCCCCCGGAAGCCAGGGGCAGGGUGCGGAGAAAGAAGAAGGCUUCAGCAUCGGGGGGAGGAGGGGCGCGUGGUUCCACUGCCGGAUUUCCCUCAGCCACCCCCGCGGAACUAGCGCAAGGAGGGACUGGGGCAGGGGAGGAUGGAGGGGACGCCAACCGCACGUUCGUGACGAGCAGGGGGUUCCCAGAAGUAGACCAUCUUGGCGUUGUCGAUGGCCAAGCGGCAUGAGGCGUGCUUUCGUCGCGAUUUGGGUUUGUAUAGACUGAAGGGAAAAAAAAAUCCUUUUUGGUACACGUGCGAAGAUGGCGUGAGAACCUCUCGGGAAUGAUACCGGCGCCUCGAAGGAGUUCUCCCCUGCAAUGAACUUACGUAUGAUCUGAUGGG
This is a messenger RNA of Ectocarpus siliculosus, 813 nucleotides long. The record is from the annotation of a GenBank genome assembly. NCBI's taxonomy places the organism in Eukaryota, Phaeophyceae, Ectocarpales, Ectocarpaceae.